AUGGCAACAACUCAAUCAUCCGACCCCGUGUCACGAACGGGAACAUUCACCAUCCAUUACUUCGCCACAGCAUCCCAAUUCACAUCAAAAAACACUGAGAAUCUACCCGCCCCACUCCCAUUAGCACAGCUCUUCCCUCUGCUAGAGGAACGGUAUCCUAAUAUCGGGAAGAAAAUUCUCGUUAGCUGCGGUGUCAGUCUUGAUGGAGACUAUGUGGAUGUUGAGGAAGAUGCACAGACAAUCAUCCAGGCCGGAGCAGAGAUUGCAAUCAUUCCGCCUGUCAGUUCGGGCUAG
Molecule: messenger RNA, 294 nt
Organism: Penicillium longicatenatum
Lineage: Eukaryota; Fungi; Ascomycota; Eurotiomycetes; Eurotiales; Aspergillaceae
Product: MoaD/ThiS family protein
Exons: 1
Coding region: 1-294 (97 amino acids)
Biological process (GO): Mo-molybdopterin cofactor biosynthetic process
Cellular component (GO): cytosol
Source: RefSeq, a predicted model, not a curated record